AUGAGUUGCACUACGUAUAAGUUUCUGGAGAGUCCUGAAUUAUUCCUUGCGAGGGAAGUGUCGGGCGGUAGUGUUCCGGGCGGAAGCGUUGUAGUAGACGACAUCCAGAAGGGUAUGACGGGGAAGGUGCUGUAUAUGAUCUGUUCGUUACCAAGUAUGGCAACCGCUGAGAUGUCGAGUACCGCCGACCCUGCUGAGCCAAAGGUGCUGCCAUUGAUUGGAAGCGUUACAAGAAGCGGUAUCGUCGUCAUUGAGAUCGGCUCAGACCGCCAGCAGCACCACGUACACGAAGAGUUACUUUCGCACCAUUCGGAAUACUUUCGCAAAGCCUUCAACGGCUCUUGGAAGGAGUCAGAGGACAAGCGCGUAGCGCUGACCGACGUUGACCCAAUUGCUUUCGAUAUCUUUGUCCAGUGGCUUUAUACUCAGAAGCUUCCGACUUACCUCGAAUAUCGCAACAUGGCAAAGGCCCUUCCACCUACCUUACCAGACGACGAUGAUUGGAUCACCGCCCUGACAAAAUCGCUCGUUUUUGGCGAUAGGUUUCUGGUUCCAGUAUUCUCUCAGACCGUGAACAACCUCAUUGUCGACAACAUCCUCGGUAACGCCGGCUAUCUUGCGAUGUCGCCUCCUUUCUUCACUGCUACCAAGUACGCCUACGAAAAUCUUCCCGAAGACCACAUCAUACAUGAGUUCUUUCUUGAGGUUCACUGUCGCUACUGGGAAGUUGAGUCAUAUGCUGUGGAGCGUACAGUGUCGGAAACACUACAGAUGCAGGUACCGCCUAACCUACUUGUCGAGAUGAUGGUGCUAUUCGCUUGCAAGGCUACAGAAGGAACCGCAUGGCGCAAUGUUCCGUUGGAUGUCUGUCACUAUCACAUGCACGCCGAUGACGAAGAGCGGAAGCAAUGCGAGAUUGAUCAGCGUGAGGAUCCAUCUAUCUAG
Messenger RNA from Alternaria ethzedia, 945 nucleotides. RefSeq lists its product as uncharacterized. The record is from RefSeq and is a predicted model, not a curated record. Bases 1 to 945 code for a protein of 314 amino acids. The transcript is spliced from 4 exons. Lineage: Eukaryota; Fungi; Ascomycota; Dothideomycetes; Pleosporales; Pleosporaceae. Gene Ontology annotation, molecular function: protein binding.